GUAGGAGGGAAACGCAGAAGCAGUCAAGAUGGCGGCAGCGGCAGCUGCUCAGGGCGGGAGAGGUGGUGGCGGCGGAGGCAGUAGUGGGUCUGGCAGCGGCCCAGGCUGCGGGACAGGUAGUGGCCGCAGCGGCUUGUUGGAUAAGUGGAAGAUUGAUGAUAAGCCUGUAAAAAUUGACAAAUGGGAUGGAUCAGCUGUGAAAAAUUCUUUGGAUGAUUCUGCCAAAAAGGUACUUCUGGAAAAGUACAAGUAUGUGGAGAAUUUUGGUCUAAUUGAUGGUCGCCUCACCAUCUGUACCAUCUCCUGUUUCUUUGCCAUAGUGGCUUUGAUUUGGGAUUACAUGCACCCCUUCCCAGAGUCCAAGCCUGUUUUGGCUUUGUGUGUCAUAUCCUAUUUUGUGAUGAUGGGGAUCCUGACCAUUUAUACCUCAUACAAGGAGAAGAGCAUCUUUCUCGUGGCCCACCGGAAAGAUCCUACAGGAAUGGAUCCUGAUGAUAUUUGGCAACUGUCCUCCAGCCUCAAAAGGUUUGAUGACAAAUACACUCUGAAGCUGACCUUCAUCAGUGGGAGAACAAAGCAGCAGCGAGAAGCUGAGUUCACGAAGUCCAUUGCUAAGUUUUUUGACCACAGUGGGACACUGGUCAUGGAUGCCUAUGAGCCUGAAAUAUCUAAGCUCCAUGACAGUCUUGCCACAGAAAAGAAAAUAAAAUAGCCAAUUCUAAAAACAGCCAUCUUUUUGAAGGAACGUGCAGAAUCAAAGGUUGAGGGGGGAAGAAGCAGAGAAAAGUAAGAAAUGUUAAAUGUUCCUGUUUUGUCCUGAAGUUUAGUCCAUUCUGGAUAAGUAGAGUUUUCUAUCUGAGGUGUGAGAAAUUGUAGCUCUGAUAUCUAGCUGUAGCCCCCUUGGUAUAUUGAUUAUAUUCUUCUGAUUUGCUUUUCUGGAAAAACAUUUUUGCUAAAAACAGAACAGACUUUUCUCCUUCCUGUCUAGCAGUAUAGUAUAGCUUUGUUCCAUGCAGCAUAGAAGACUCAGUUUUUAAAAAUUGCUAAUCUCUUGCUUAUUUUAUUUUGUUAAUUCCUGUUUGAAUAGCUGUUUUCUUAAUUCAGGAUACAAUUUCUUGUGUACAUCUUCACACACCAUUUUUUUUGUGGUGUGCAUAUCCCUAAAUUGGGGUGAAUUGGGAAAAAAACAAAGCUUUUUUGUUUGUUUAAAAACAGACCUUCUGCCUGUUACAUUUUGUGUGCUCUUAUCCAGUUAAAGAAGCCAAUGACAGUUUUAGUUUUAUAUGGUUUGUUUUUCACUAGUAUAUCCCUGUUGAUUUGCUGA
Molecule: messenger RNA, 1324 nt
Organism: Artibeus jamaicensis (Jamaican fruit-eating bat)
Lineage: Eukaryota; Metazoa; Chordata; Mammalia; Chiroptera; Phyllostomidae
Gene: SPCS2
Product: signal peptidase complex subunit 2
Exons: 5
Coding region: 29-712 (227 amino acids)
Biological process (GO): protein targeting to ER
Cellular component (GO): signal peptidase complex; membrane
Source: RefSeq, a predicted model, not a curated record